Monodelphis domestica (gray short-tailed opossum) is the source of this 3722-nucleotide messenger RNA. NCBI's taxonomy places the organism in Eukaryota, Metazoa, Chordata, Mammalia, Didelphimorphia, Didelphidae. The record is from RefSeq and is a predicted model, not a curated record.
GGGAAGACCAGGUCACCGGAAGCGGCUUGGAGCGCAUGCGCGGUGGGCCGGUCCCGUGGACGCCUGGCGGUCGGCUUCCCGAAGGGACGAGGCGGGAUCGUUGUUGUCGCCAUUGUCGUCCUUACAGUCUUGUGAAUAAUUACGGGUAAAGAAGAGAUAAGUUGUAAAAAUCAUGGAAGACUGUAAAGACCCUGAUUUGAAGGAGGCUUCAGUGAAUCACAAGGAUAUUCGCAUAAGAAAAAGAGGAAAUCCUCAGGAGGUGGAGCUAGAGAACCCAAAGAAACCAAGAAUGAAGGAACUCAACCAAGGGAAUCAGGAAAUAAGGGGGAAGGACCAGCAGUACCUAUUGAAAGAUGGAAACAAAUUCUCUAAGUCCAGGGAAAAGACAGUACAAGAAAAUGUCAUCACCAGAAAUUCUCUGAACCAGAAAGAGGUGCUUGAAGCAAACAGUGCUGGUCAGGAUAUUGCAAACGAGGGACUCUGGCAGACCCCUUCUCUUGUGGUUGGCAAGGUCCCUGUCAAUAAGGAUAAUGAAUCUAGAGUCAAAACUACAACGCUGGAACAAGAAUUCUCUUUGAGGUCAGAACAGGUAACUCCGGAGAGGAAACCUGAAAAUGAUGAGAAGCUGUCAAAGAAAAAAACUGGUAAAAUUUCAAAGCUAAAAGAAGUUCAUGAAAGCAAGAUGGAAGUUCCUCAUUGUGGAAAUCAGGAAAUCUGUGAAGAUGGGAAGUAUUCAACAAGUAAAGAGGCCUUAAAUAAAGGUGCCAUUGUGAGAAAAAAGAGAAUUGGUAAAUAUGUGAGCAUUCUACAUUGGAACACCAUAGCAGAAUCAAACAAAGAAAUAGUAAGCAGCCAGGUAAAAGAAGUGACUGGUAAAAAUAAGCAAGAAAUUCUUAAAGGAAAGGACUCCAAAAAAAGACAAGAAAAACCUCAUGAGCAAAAACACACUGAGAAAUCUCAGAAGGCAGGGAAGCCAGUAGAGGAGGGUCUCAUCGAUGAAUACAAGGCAGUAAAAGAAAGGGUAGGAAGAUUUGAAAUGAUCCAGAGAAACCAUGGUGAUGCUUCAGAUGCCCUCAAAGGAAAGACUGAAAAAGAAAAAAGCAAUGCAAAAGAGAACACAAAAGAAUCUGAGAAAAAGGAAAACACAAAUAAAAUAAAACAUGAUUAUCUCAGCAGAAUGGGAGGAGAUCAUGAGAAAGGACUGGAGAGCAAAAAAGAUGAUAACAAAAUGGUUGCUGUGGAAAUGGACACUGACAGGAAAAAUCAAAUAAUAGAAAACUCGAAAGGACAAAUUUCUUUUGAUGGAAAACAGAUGCAAAACAAUGAAAAUAAAGAGAAAAAAGAACUGAGGUUUGAAAAAAUUAAGGAAGAGAAUGAAGCAUCAACACAAGAUGGUACCGUGAAAGCAAAGAAGAGGAAACUACAGGAGAAUAAGAUUAAAUCAGAAACGUUGGUUCCUAAAAAAGAGAAGAAAAGGAAAAAAGACAAGGGAGAAGAAGAAAGUGUGCACAAACUAAAGGAAAGAAAGAUAGAACACUGGGACCUAGAGGAAAAAGGACAAAGAGAGAAAGGAAGAGAUAUAAAGACUGAAAGUGAGGAAGGUGGACAGAUACAAGAUGAAAAGCUGAGAGGCAGCCAUGAGGAUGGGGGUAAAAAAAGACAAGAAAAAUUAAAAGAUAGGAACAAAUCCAUAGAAGAAAAGGAUCUAAAAGGCAGGAAAGAAGCGAAAAAUAAAUUCCUGGUUAAAAAGAGUGGGACAAAAGAUAAAGUGAAAAAGGAAGAGUUUUUAGUUAAUGAACAGUGUUCCAAGAGAAAGAAAAAGAGAAAAGACAAGGAAAUGAAUAAAAUUCCAAAGGCAGAAAAUGAAAAGGGGAAAAAGAAAAAGCAAGAAGAAGAAAAUAAAUGGAAGUGGUGGCAAGAGGAAAAGAGAGAAGAUGGUAUGAAAUGGAAACAAUUGGAACAUAAGGGACCAUACUUUGCACCCUUAUAUGAACCACUUCCAGAUGAAGUUCACUUCUAUUAUGAUGGAAAAGCUAUGAAGUUGAGUUUAGCAACUGAAGAGAUUGCUACGUUUUAUGGGAAGAUGUUGGAUCAUGAAUAUACAACAAAGGAAGUUUUUCAAAAUAACUUCUUCAAUGACUGGCGAAAGGAAAUGACAGUGGAAGAGAAAAAGAUAAUCAAGCACCUGGACAAGUGUGACUUCACAGAGAUUCACAAGUAUUUUGUUAACAAGAAUGAAGCCCGAAAAGCUUUGCCCAAAGAAGAGAAACAGAAACUGAAAGAAGAGGCAGAAAGACUUCAGGAAGAAUUUGGCUACUGUAUAUUAGAUGGCCACAGAGAGAAAAUAGGCAAUUUCAAGACUGAACCACCAGGGUUGUUUCGUGGUCGUGGGGACCAUCCAAAAAUGGGGAUGUUGAAAAAAAGAAUAAUGCCAGAAGAUGUAAUCAUAAACUGCAGCAAGGACUCUAAAAUACCAGAGCCACCUCCAGGUCAUAAGUGGAAAGAAGUACGCUUCGACAACACAGUCACUUGGCUGGCAUCAUGGACUGAGAACAUCCAGAAUUCCAUUAAAUACAUCAUGUUGAACCCUAGUUCAAAGCUUAAGGGGGAGAAGGAUUGGCAGAAAUACGAAGUUGCUCGACGCCUCAAGGGAGUUGUAGAUAAAAUCCGUUUUCAGUACCGCUUUGACUGGAAAUCAAGGGAAAUGAAAAAACGACAAAGAGCUGUAGCUCUUUAUUUCAUUGAUAAGCUUGCCCUGAGAGCUGGUAAUGAGAAAGAAGAAGGAGAGACAGCAGACACUGUUGGCUGCUGUUCUCUUCGUGUUGAACACAUACAACUAUACCAUGAGUUGGAUGGGCAGGAACAUGUUGUCGAAUUUGACUUCCUUGGAAAGGACUCUAUCCGAUACUACAACAAAGUACCUGUUGAAAAGCCAGUAUUUAAGAAUUUGCAGCUCUUCAUGGAGAACAAGGACCCAGGAGAUGAUCUGUUUGAUAGACUUAAUACAUCAACCUUGAACAAACAUCUUCAGGACCUGAUGGAUGGAUUGACAGCCAAGGUGUUCAGGACUUAUAAUGCAUCCAUCACACUGCAGGAACAACUGAAAGCACUGACCAAUGCUGAAGAUAAUAUAGCAGCGAAAAUUUUGUCCUACAAUCGAGCAAACCGAGCAGUAGCCAUUCUGUGCAACCAUCAGCGGGCAACACCUAAGACUUUUGAGAAAUCCAUGCAAAAUCUCCAGACAAAGAUUAAUGCUAAAAAGGAGCAGCUAGCCAUGGCAAAGCAGGAGCUAAAGAGAGCAAAGGCUGACGCUAAAGUGAAAAAGGACGUCAAAUCUGAGAGUAAUGUGGACAAAAAGAAAAAACUGCUGGCCAAGUUAGAAGAACAGCUCAUGAGGCUGCACACCCAAGCCACAGACAAAGAAGAAAACAAGCAGGUUGCCCUGGGCACGUCCAAACUCAACUACUUGGAUCCCAGGAUUAGUGUUGCCUGGUAUGGAAAGACAGGAAAAGACUGGUGGAACCUUCUUCUAGAUGUGUAAGAAGUUUGGAGUGCCAGUGGAGAAGAUUUAUAAUAAGACUCAGAGAGAGAAGUUUGCCUGGGCAAUUGAUAUGGCAGAUGAAGAGUUUGAAUUCUAAGCUAUAAUUCUGUAUCUAUUUUUGAACAUUGGGAGGAAUUUUGUACAAUGAAGUAUUUUACUAAAGAGGUUUUUGGUUCUGCAA